Messenger RNA from Pelobates fuscus (common spadefoot toad), 4654 nucleotides. RefSeq names its product glypican 1 (gene GPC1). Lineage: Eukaryota; Metazoa; Chordata; Amphibia; Anura; Pelobatidae. The transcript has 9 exons. Gene Ontology annotation, biological process: negative regulation of fibroblast growth factor receptor signaling pathway; cell migration; regulation of protein localization to membrane. Bases 1128 to 2792 code for a protein of 554 amino acids. Gene Ontology annotation, molecular function: fibroblast growth factor binding. Gene Ontology annotation, cellular component: extracellular region; synapse; plasma membrane. The record is from RefSeq and is a predicted model, not a curated record.
UGGUUGGUUGGGCUGUCUUAGUGUGUUAUGUGCAGCCCUUAGUGGAAGCUUCAGUGCACAGAAGGAGCAGGGGAACAACUGUAUAAAUCUGCUCCAGGAAAGCACCACCCUGCAUAGAACAAGCAGCAUCACCCUCCAUGUGACCAGCAGCUCCUUGCACAAGACAAGCUGAAGGAGACUUUGCCAGAACAGCUGCACAGAUCAUAGCCUGGGCUUAACAGAGCCAGAGCCAUUUAUUAUUGCAGGGCUGGAGAGAGAGGAAAGCAUUCAGUGAGCUGAGAGACCCUUGGAUCAUACUAUAGCCAGCAUCUUCUGCAGCAGGGGGGUAUCUUACAACGUGAUGGGGGGAGGACUGGACAGGGAUUCCAUGAACAGGAACUGAGCAGGCUGCAAGAAAUAGACAUUGUAACAUUGUUACUGCUGGACACAAGCAGACAUCAUUCUAAGGAUUUCUAUUUAUAUUGUAGCCAAAAGGUCAUUGGAGCUACUGACGCCAGGGUCCUACAGCAAAGGAUCUUGGAGAGAGAAAUCUGCUUUUGUGUGGAUUGACAGACCCCAUACAGGUUUUAUCAGAAAUCCCUGACUGGAGGACACCCCCCUUCACUCCCAGCCAUCAGCAUCAGAAUUUGUGAAGAAUAUUGCUUUCCCUGUUCACUGUACAGUGACAGAGCCCUCACUGCCUCCUUUGCAGUCACAUAGCCAGUAAGAGAGUGCAGUGUUGCAGCUCUUGUGUGCAGUGCCACUGCUUGUGUGACCCCUGCAAAUUACAAGGGAGAGUGACACGUUCUCAGCAUAGAUGACAGCAGUCUGGUAACUGAAUCUUUGUUCUCUUUGUAUUCCAAUCUACAUGUCCUGUCUCAGCCCCUCUUCGCUAACUGUAUAUUGGGGCUUCCCUGUGCCCCUACUGCCACAUGAAUGCACCUUUUCAUGCUCCCCCCAGCAGAGCUGCUAGCUGGUCCCUCUGCUGCCCACUCUGAGGUGCCACCAGGGAUACAGGACAAGCUCUGAAGGGCUACUGGGCAUUUGCCUACUGAACCGUGCAUGCUCCUUCCUUUAACGUUUUACCUUAUUGCUGACUCAGCAGCCUUCACUUACCGGCUUCUGCUUCCACCAAACCUACCGAGAACAUGAAGACCUUGUGGUGCUGGACCUUGUGCUGGUAUUUUGGAAUUGCCUUGCUACUGCCCUGGGCAGCUGGUGACACCGGAAAUAAAGCCAAGAGCUGUGCAGAGGUGAAGCAGGUUUAUAGUGCCAAGGGAUACAGUUUGAGUGGGGUGCCCCAGUCUGAAAUUUCAGGGGAGCACCUUAGGACAUGUCCCCAGGGUUACACCUGCUGCACUUCGGAGAUGGAGGAGAACUUUGCCAAUACAAGCAGAGUUGAGUUGGAAUCCUUGCUGAAAGAAUCCAGUUUGUCUGUUCAGGGAUCAUUCGCCGCACAGUACAGGAAAUUUGACAUUUACUUCCAGAGCCUGUUGAAUAAGUCGGAGCAGAUUCUCCAGGACACAUUUCCAAAUAUGUAUGGCGAUCUUUACAGCCAGAACGAGAGGAGAUUCAGGGAUUUGUUCUCCGAACUGCGACGAUAUUAUCGUGGCUCUGGAGUCAGUCUGGAGGAAUCCUUGAAUGAUUUCUGGAGCCGUUUGCUAGAGCUUCUUUUCAAGGCGCAAAACCCCCAGCUGUCCAUUACAGAUGAGUACGUGGACUGCUUGAAACAAAACGACCAACUCAAGCAAUUUGGGGACAUUCCACGAGACGUGAAGCUAAAAGCAACGCGUGCAUUUAUUGCUGCCCGUUCCUUUGUGCAAGGCCUGAGUGCGGCUGCUGACAUUGUCAGGAAAGUUACGCAGGUUCCAAUGAGCGCAGAAUGUACACGUGCACUCCUGAAGCUUGUCUAUUGCCCUCACUGCCAAGGGCUCUCUGGCACAAAGCCAUGUUUGAACUACUGCUGGAAUGUUAUGUGUGGCUGUCUGGCCAAUCAGGCUGAUCUGGAUUCUGAAUGGAGAAAUCUCAUUGAGUCCCUGCUGUUGGUGGCAGACAAGUUUAGUGGCCCCUCUAACGUGGUAAACAUUGUGGCAUCGAUUCCGUCAAAGAUCUCUGAAGCGAUAAGUUACAUGCAAGAAAACAGGGAAGUUAUAACAAACAAGAUAUUUAAAGUUUGUGGUAAUCCAGAAAAAAUUAACACAGAAAAAAGCAACAGAAGUUCUAAAUCAGAAGAGCGAAGACGAAGAGGAAAAGGUAUUCAGGAAGAUAAAUCAUCUGUGGGAUCUGCAGAGAAUCUGGUCUCGGAUAUUAAAAUGAUGCUUAGCGAUUACCAAGAUUAUUGGGUUUCUCUCCCGAAUUUGUUUUGCAACGAAAAGAUCACGGCAGGCCCUGCCAACGAGGACAGAUGUUGGAAUGGAAACAAUAAGGGAAGGUAUAUACCUGAGCGUAUGGGAAACGGUCUCGCCAAUCAAAUUAACAAUCCUGAGGUUGAUGUUGACAUUACUAAGCCUGACAUGAGCAUCCGUCAGCAAAUAAUGCAGUUAAAAAUAAUGACAAACCGCCUCCGCAACGCAUACAAUGGAAAUGAUGUUGAUUUUCAAGACACCAGUGAUGAUAUCAGCGGUUCUGGCAGCGGCGAUGGUUGUCCUGAGGAUGUCUGCGGUAAAAAGCUUUCAGUUGAUACAAAACUUUCACAGCCAGUAGCACACGGGGAACCAAACGUUCCUGGACAGGGUGCAUCAGCAAAGGGCACUUCACUGCGUUCAUGGGACUUUGUCUUGCUUCUUCCAGCUCUACUUAUGGCCAGAUGGUAAAUGUUGAAUAGUCAUUGUAAAGGGAAUGCAGUCUUCUUUGCUCAAACUAAACAUGGCCUUCUUCAUAAAGUGGCAAUGGAAGAGGGAUGAGUACUGACGAUGGUCACUUUAACACUGUGUUCUUCUGCAGGAUCAAACUGCCUCUAGGGGUUUUGUUUAACGUUUUUUUCCUAUGUAACUAUGUAUUAUAUUUUGCAAAACAGAUAAAAUAUGUCUGCCUUUUUUUUUCUUUUUUUUUUUGGGUUGAUAGGACACAAUUGCUAUAAGUGAUGCAAAUUUCACUAAUUCUGUGUCCUUUUUUAAAAUAAAUAUCAGAAAUGGAAAAUAUUUAUUAGUUUAAAAGACAUACAGUUCUAUACAUAUAUAUGGAAAAGCCGUCAGAAGCAUUUUAUGCAAUUUCCUGUUUCUAUAUAAUAUAUGGGGUUGUUUUUUGGUUGUUUUUUUUAAACAAGUUUUAUUUGAUUUCCAGCGCUAAGAGUUUUCUUGCAUUUAGUGAAAAAAAUACUGUGCAUUACAAAAUCACCAUGGACCCACUUUUUCUGCUAUGCUAUUGUAAUAUAGUCUUUCAUUUAAAAUUCUUGUACAUCAUGAUCUAUGGCGGAAUUACUUUUCAAUAUAAACACCGCAUUAAAUGGAUUAAUAAGCACAACAUUAUUUGUAUAAAAGAAAAACGGACGUUGCAUUUGGGGGAACUUGGAUUUUGUGAAUAGAUAGAAAUGCUGAUGUCUUUCCAUUUAAUACUUUCGAUUAAAUUUGAGACUAUGAUUGAAUUUGUUGCUAACAGGUUAUAAUGAAUGUUUUUGAUGAGCUUUUCAGAUGGUGGGUAUGAAAUAUGUUCAAAGAUUUUUUUGAUUUUUUUUUUAACAUUCACAUUUUUGAGUCGUUUAAUUUUCCAGUAACAAAAUACAAUAAGUGGCAUGACUUGGGAGAUGUAAAUAGUGGUCUAGUAAAAUAUAAAAUAAAAAAAAUAAACAAAAAUAAACUCAAAACUUUUUUUGGCAUUUUGAUAACUAACCACUGUAGGAUUAAUUAUAAAUCUAUGUUCCUGGCUUCAGGACAGUGGCGAUGAGCUCUUUAUAGUGUAGGCCGCUUUUCAAGCAAAUGUACAGACAUAAUAGGAACAUAAAAAUUGGCUCGCUUGGAGAUAUCUCAGGAAAGGUGUGGUCUCCGGCAAAACUAAUGCUGUCCACUGUGUAAGUGGGUGGGACCAAACUAAAAGUGGGUAGGGCAAACCUAAAGUGAGAUGGGUCUUAUUAAUCAUGGCAUGAGCCAAAACGAGAGUGACUGGUACUUAAUACCACGCUUGAAAUUUAAUUCACUCAACCUCUUACGAAACCUGGUAAAACUAGUAUGUUCCUAGGUAUGUGUAUAGACAAUGGAAUACAUGUGUUGAUCCCAUCCCAUUUGUAACAUUGCCACAUGGCCUCAUAUGCAAAUCAAUUAUUCUCCACUGCAGUAUUUAAUUUGCAUAUAAGGUGUCAGAGUGAUGUUAAGGAGAGAGCCAACACAUACGCAGUAAUUGUUUCUCUUCUUCUAAUUGUUCUUGCACUUCUGCUUGUCAAUAUUUUUUAUUCUUCACGUACACACUGCGAAAGGGAAAGGUUCCAGGUAAUAUUUGUGUCCAAUAUUUUAUUACUGGAUCCACGAUCUGUUAUCAGGAUUUCUUAAGGGUAGAGACUGAGGAUGUGCUGUUAUUGUGUGAGUACUAUACAAUUCCUUCAUAUUUGUAUGGGCUGAAGGUGGCCCUGUGUUACGACUUUUGCACCAUAUCUUUCACAAGGGUACCUCUGUUGUCCUUAUGUCUGCAUUUUCAGCAGUUGAAAAAAAACAAAAACCAUAAUAAAGUCUUCAUUUACUGUAAA